Glycine soja is the source of this 1664-nucleotide messenger RNA. Its product is annotated as pentatricopeptide repeat-containing protein At5g56310-like. The transcript has a single exon. Gene Ontology annotation, molecular function: protein binding; RNA binding. The record is from RefSeq and is a predicted model, not a curated record. Lineage: Eukaryota; Viridiplantae; Streptophyta; Magnoliopsida; Fabales; Fabaceae. Gene Ontology annotation, biological process: RNA modification. Bases 13 to 1407 code for a protein of 464 amino acids.
UUUGAUUUGGAAAUGGCGGGUUGGGAGAGGGCUGCGAUUCUUGUUCUGCUUAAGGAAUCCUGCCGUAGCCAGAAGCAGGUUCGAGAAAUUCAAGCGCAGCUCAUCCUCCAGAAAAUCUACCCAAACACCAGAGUCGCUCAACACUUCAUCGGUGCGUGCCAAUCACACGGCCUUCUCAACACUGCUCUUGUUCUCUUCACCACCCUCCUCCCCCACCCCCACGUCUACACCUUCAACACCCUCAUCAGAGUCUUCUCCCAAUCCCUUACCCCGCACACCCCUCUCUUCAUCUACACCCACAUGCGCCGCUACUCCCUCCUCCCCAACAACUUCACUUUCCCUCCCCUCUUCAAGUCCCUCUCCGACACCCGCCAAGUCACCCAGGCGCAAUGCGUCUACACCCACGUCCUCAAACUCGGCCACCACCAAGAUAUCUACGUCCGCAACUCCCUCCUCGACGUCUACGCCUCGUGCGGCCACUUCGCAUUGUGUCGCCAACUGUUCGAUGAAAUGCUUCACAGGGAUGUUGUGUCCUGGAGCGUGUUGAUCACUGGGUACAACAGCGUUGGCGGCUACGACGAUGCCUUGGUUGUCUUUGAACAGAUGCAGUAUGCGGGGUUUGUUCCUAAUAGGGUCACGAUGAUAAACGCGUUGCACGCUUGUGCUCACUCUGGGAAUGUUGACAUGGGGGCGUGGAUACAUGGUGUCAUAAAGAGGGAGGGUUGGGAAUUGGAUGUGGUAUUGGGGACGGCGCUGAUUGAUAUGUAUGGGAAGUGUGGGAGAGUGGAAGAGGGGUUGAAUGUGUUCCGGAGCAUGAAGGAGAAGAAUGUGUUUACUUGGAAUACGGUUAUUAAAGGGCUAGCUUUGGCCAAGAGUGGACAAGAAGCAAUUUGGUGGUUUAACAAAAUGGAGAAAGAUGGAGUUAGACCGGAUGAAGUGACUUUGUUGGCGGUGCUAUCUGCGUGCAGUCACUCGGGUUUGGUGGACAUGGGUCGAGAGAUUUUUGGUUUGUUGGUUGAUGGGAGGUACGGGUGUUGUCCUAAUGUCAUACACUAUGCUUGCAUGGUUGACGUGUUGGCGCGUUCUGGGCGUUUGAAAGAGGCUGUUGAGUUCAUGGGAUGUAUGCCUUUUGGACCCACCAAGGCUAUGUGGGGAUCGUUGUUGGUUGGUUCUAAAGCUCAGGGUGACUUGGAGUUGGGUCUGCUAGCGGCUGGAAAGCUCAUUGAAUUGGAGCCGGAUAACACUGCAUAUUAUGUUCAUCUAUCAAAUCUGUAUGCGGCGAUGGGAAGAUGGACUGAUGUUGAGAAAGUGAGGGGGGUGAUGAAGGAUAGGCAACUGACCAAGGACUUGGGGUGUAGUUCUGUGGAGGUACAACACCAGAGGAAUGUUGGCGAACUUUUGGCAUAGUAAAACUCUCUUACCAUUUAAGCGACUAUGUAGGAAUUAAACCUCUAAUUACGUGCUUAUAAGAUAUGGUAUCUGCUAACCAAGUUGGUCUCUUAUCAUUAUCAUGUAACUUAAGAUGGAAUACUUGUCACUCCCUCCAAAUUGGUGUUCAAGAGGAUAUCAUGAUGUAGUAGUUCACAAAAGAAAUACUACACGAUAGUAACAUACUUUGUUUUUUUUUUUUUUGAGGAAAUGAUAGUAACAUACUUAACAGUUGA